This is a messenger RNA of Dicentrarchus labrax (European seabass), 6401 nucleotides long. It is a transcript of the gene nr3c1, whose product is annotated as nuclear receptor subfamily 3, group C, member 1 (glucocorticoid receptor). Gene Ontology annotation, cellular component: nucleus. The transcript is spliced from 9 exons. Gene Ontology annotation, biological process: regulation of DNA-templated transcription; nuclear receptor-mediated glucocorticoid signaling pathway. NCBI's taxonomy places the organism in Eukaryota, Metazoa, Chordata, Actinopteri, Moronidae. The coding region runs from base 316 to 2658 and encodes 780 amino acids. Gene Ontology annotation, molecular function: nuclear glucocorticoid receptor activity; sequence-specific DNA binding; DNA-binding transcription factor activity. The record is from RefSeq and is a predicted model, not a curated record.
CUCCAUUUUGUAUGUUUUUCCUGGAGGUUAGCGCCUACUUUCCUAAUGGCUAGCUGCGAAUCCCCAUAGCUCAGACCACUUCAACGCAGACAGAAUUCACUGCAGGGACUGGAGGACUAAAAAAAAAAACAACAACUCAAAUCAAACACUCAGCUCGUCGGAGGUUGUUUUUAUUAUUGUUUUGUUGUUUUGUAGCGAGAGGAGCAACAUUAACACACACUGAGUCCGCGUUGAGCGCUGUGGACUUCCACUUUCAACCAAAACAAUGUUGACAGACGACCUGUGGACACACACCAACAAACAGUCACCUCAAGGAUGGAUAAAGGUGGAGUGAAGAAAAUAACAUAUAGAAGAGAUGACCAUUUAAGCAAAUUGGUCUACACUGAAAGCCCUGAGGAGGGAGGUCUGUUGAAAGUGGCUCCUCACAGUGCCAUGUCCAUUGCCUCCGCCACAUCUGUUAAUCUUCCAUCCAGCCCGUUGAUGCAGCCAGGACAGGUGCCUAACGGCCUCAGCAACAGCCCCCUUCCAGAGGAGCUCACCUCUGUUACUGCCACUGUAGGCUCCUUGUUGGAAGACCACGAGUCCAGGGGUCUGACCAGAGAUCAGAAACUUCAGCAGCAGUUACUCCAGACGCAGACCUCCACUACAUUCGGGCGCCAAACGUUGAGGGAAAAUUUGCCCCAUUUGGAGGCCAGUAUAGCAGACAUCACCUCCAUGGAUUCACUCAUUGGGGGAUCAGAUCCCAACUUCUUCCCCAUGAAAACAGAGGAUUUCUCCAUGGAUAAAGGAGACCAGGAACCAAUUGACCUUGAUCAUGCUUUUGAGCACAUUGGGAAAGAUGUGGACGUGCAUCAGAAAUUGUUCAGUGACAACGCUCUGGACUUGCUCCAAGACUUCGAGCUCACUGGGUCCCCCUCAGAUUUUUAUGUAGGUGAUGAUGCCUUCCUGUCCUCUCUGGCAGAUGAUUCUCUGCUCGGGGACGUUAGCUCAGAGAGGGACAUAAAGCCUGCUGUGGUUGAGAGUAUGAACGGCUGUGGGGCAGUCUCUGUUUCUCUCAAUGGCAAUAACAUGACGAGUCCAGAUCAGUCCUGCUCCAGCAUAUCCACAACUGCCUCCUUAACCCCUACAACCACUUUGUCUGCAUUGGUGAAGAAAGAAAAAGAUGCUGGCUUCAUUCAGCUCUGCACCUCAGGUGUGAUCAAACAGGAGAAGUCAUCUGCAGGCCAGAGUUAUUGCCAAAUGAGCGGCACGUCUUCCACAGACAUGCCCAACUCUAACCCCAUCUCCAUCUGUGGGGUCAGCACUUCAGGAGGACAGGGCUACCGAUUUGGAGUCAACCCUACUAGCAAUGAAGCUCAGCAGCACAAGGAUCAGAAGCUGGUGUCCAGCAUAUAUCUCCCAGUGACGACCAUUAGUGGGCCCUGGAACAGAAGCCAGGGUGUUGGGGACAACUCAGCAAUGCACGGGGCCAGUGAGGCUUUCUCAAGCUCUUACCCCAUCAGUUUUGCCAGUUCUACCUCCAGACAGGAAGGUGUCAUCGCCACAUCCUCAGCACAGACAAAGAGUGGGACUCAUAAAAUCUGCCUGGUGUGCUCCGACGAGGCUUCAGGCUGCCACUAUGGCGUUCUCACCUGUGGCAGCUGCAAGGUGUUCUUCAAGAGAGCAGUGGAAGGGCAGCAUAAUUACCUGUGUGCUGGGAGGAACGACUGCAUAAUAGACAAGAUCAGGAGGAAGAACUGCCCAGCCUGCCGCUUCCGCAAGUGUCUGAUGGCAGGCAUGAACCUGGAAGCACGCAAAACCAAAAAGUUGAACCGCUUAAAGGGCGCCCAGCCGAGCAACCCGCCCGAGAUGACGACUCCUCCACCAAUUGAGGCUCGUUCCCUUGUACCCAAGUGCAUGCCUCAACUCGUUCCCACAAUGCUGUCCCUGCUGAAGGCCAUCGAGCCGGACACCAUCUACGCCGGCUACGACAGCACUCUGCCCGACACCUCCACCCGCCUCAUGACCACCCUCAACAGGCUGGGUGGCCGGCAGGUCAUCUCUGCUGUCAAGUGGGCCAAGUCUCUGCCAGGUUUCAGGAACCUGCACUUGGAUGACCAGAUGACUCUGCUCCAGUGCUCCUGGCUCUUCCUCAUGUCUUUCGGUCUGGGCUGGCGGUCUUACCAACAGUGCAACGGCAACAUGCUCUGCUUCGCUCCAGACCUCGUCAUUAAUGAGGAGCGGAUGAAGUUGCCCUACAUGGCAGACCAGUGCGAGCAGAUGCUGAAGAUUUCCAGCGAGUUUGUCCGGCUGCAGGUUUCCCACGACGAGUAUUUGUGCAUGAAGGUCCUGCUGCUGCUGAGCACAGUGCCCAAGGACGGCCUGAAGAGCCAGGCGGUGUUCGAAGAUAUUCGGAUGUCGUACAUUAAGGAGCUGGGGAAAGCCAUCGUGAAGCGCGAGGAGAACUCCAGCCAGAACUGGCAGCGUUUCUAUCAGCUCACCAAGCUGCUCGACUCCAUGCAUGAGAUGGUUGGCGGACUGCUCAGCUUCUGCUUCUACACCUUUGUGAAUAAAUCCCUGAGUGUGGAGUUCCCAGAGAUGCUGGCAGAGAUCAUCAGCAACCAGUUACCAAAAUUCAAGGCUGGGAGUGUCAAACCUCUCCUCUUCCACCAGAGAUGACUGUGCCCCGUAACAGACACAAUGCCUUAAAAAUCCCACCACAUCACCUCACCACCCCCACCCUACCCCCCCAACCCUCCCCGAAGAGCGACGAUGAAAUUUCUGAGGAUCCGCGGCGAGGCGUGAAUGAUGUUUUUGGGAGCGAGUAUGCAACUUUGUGUAGUGGGUUAUGGGUCUGGAAGGUGAGAACAGAGAGACUGGAGUCAUUUGUGUAGAAACCAGAGGUUUUGUUGAUGGUAGUGUAUAACAAGUAGGAAAUGUUUGCAAGAUGAACGAUAAUCGCAAAGAAAAGUAGGCUUAACAUCCAUGUCGUCUCAGGUUUCUUACCUUCAAAUACAGAACGAUAUCUAAAAUAGAUAAAACAAAUAUCUAUGUACAGGUUCUGAUAGUAUUUUCUACAUUUUCAAAUCGUAACAGUUUAUACAAUUUUCCAGGUCAUUGUUACCUGGGAAGGUAACAAAGCUUACAAACAUGCUCUUAAAUAGGCUUUUUGACUGUAUGUUCCUCUUUUAGUUUUUAUAGGAGGCUGUAACAAAAUGUUUAUCAGUCACAUGAGGAAAGAAACUGUUUUCCAGACAUGUAAAAAGCAUAUUUCAUUGCUUUAAUUGAUACUUUGGACAUAAGAAGCAAUUCUGUUGGAUUGUUAAUCGACUUGCAACAUUCAAAGGAUGAUUUCUCCCACAAGCUGACCUCUUCCAGGUUUACACACGUCUAUUAUAAAAGGGAAAAAAAUAUGUGCCUUUUUUGCUUCAAAUAUCAUCUUAGCCAUUUCUUCCUACGUGUUCAAGGUGUGCUUCUCUUUAACUCGUCAUCUACCUUCAUCGUAUGUUGAUUGUACCGUUUAUGUAACAUGCAGUGACAAGUUUUCCUUUUUUGUUUUUUUUAAAAUGGCUGUUUAUCUUUAGAAGUGGCAGCUCGGCCCAUCCUCCGUGUGUAGAAAUGAUCCUUAUCAUUAAGAGAGAAGAUUCAGAGCCUGCUUCCUUUCACAUGAUCUCACCGCACACUCAACUCCUCAUGUGCGAUACGAGCACUUUGUACCCUGUAAAGGCUUUAAAAGACUGUGAAGAGAGACUGUUAUGCUGUACCAGUCUUUAGUAUAUGAUUUUAGAUGGGAGGUAGAGAAAAUUGCCCCCACUCUGAUGUUUAUGAUGUUUAGCCCCCCACUCCUGCCCCAAUAAUCUAAUAAUGGAAUGUGAUAGAUACCUGCGUCUACCAAUCAUAGAAGAGAGGGCGUAUUUUAUUGUGUUUUGCGAGUUAAUGUCAUUUUUAAUUAAUCAGGAAAGCUAAUUUCUGUGUUUCUAACACGGCUCAAAGUAGUUGCAAAAAAAAAAACGUCUUUCAAUUUGUUAAGUUCUUUUUACUGUCUGUUUUUUUUUUUUUAAACUAACAAACAGUUAUAAUUUCACCAGUUUUCAGUAUCGGUUUUCUCGUCUAACUCUCGAAAAGAAAGUGAAAAUGCGUAUUUUCCCAAAAUGUCACUUCCUUUUAAAGUGAACAGUUUGUAUGAUAGACAGCUCGUGUAUGCAGCACUUUGGAUCAGACGUCGGCUGAUUCAUUGCCCUGUAAACCUCCCUCAGCUGCUGCUCCUGUUUAAGCCUUCUGCUCCUGUAGACACCUUGUCUUUAACGUAUCUUUAGGAUAUUUGCACGUUUAUAUGCUUGUCUGUUAGCUAGUCAAGCCCCCCCAAUGUAUGAAAGCACUUAGCGUCAGUCACCUCGUGGAGUCACAGUCACAGUGUAGCGUCUCUGACUGGGGAGGCAGGCAAAAUGGAUCCUUUUUAUUCUCUGGGAACUAUUUCAGUGCCAAACUCCUGUUUUGUCUGUUUUCAGUGAUGCUGAAAGUCGGUCAGUGUUUGCAUCCGAAGAGAAAAACACGUCCCAGUAUUGAAGCUCAUAGAUUUUCCCACAACUACGUAAAAAGUCCUGAAUCAUCUGCGCUUCAGUCCGCUAGGAUUGAGGUUAUUAUUAACAAGUGAUACGUGAUCUGUAACACAAGGCACUCAGAUGUGUUGUGUAAUCUCACAGAAUAAUAUAUGUCUGUCAGUAUCCCUUUUCUUUGUGUGUUGUGUAAGUAAGUGGGAAUUUUGAAAUGUGCUGCAACGUUUUAUUCAUCAGCACUAAAAUAAUCCAGGUUGUGACAUGAAUGUGAACCUUUUUUAAAGAGGAAAUAAUUUCUCUCGACAGAUUAAAGGCCAUGCCCCCGCCAAUUUAAAAAUAAUUGGAUAAACGUCAAGUGAGCAACAGCAAAGUGCUCACUGGUUGCAUUUAAAUAUUGAAAAUGUUCAAAUAAUUCUGCUGUUUGUUUGCUAAGCUAUCCCAACAACAAAUAUAAAAGCACUCAUUAUAAAUGUAAAACCGCUCCCAUGCUCAGGUUGUUGAAAUUCGAUGUCUGAUUCACACAGUAUGUUGUUAUCCACGUUUAAUCGUUUAUGUCCUGACUUUAAGAACCAAAAACAUUCAGUUUGGAUUCCUAAAAUGUGUCUGCUUCUGUGGUUUGUGGCGUGUUUUUUUUUUUUUUUUUUGGUCAGGUUCCAAUUCACUUGACAGAUUUAGGAGAAAGUUUCAGAAAUGUGCUGCCACCGUCUUCAUUCACACCUACACUCAAAAAAAAGGCAUAAUUGUUAUUUUUUCUUUCUGAAGUUUAUUCAAAAUAGUUGAAAACCAUCUUUAUUAACUGCAUAGGGGUUACUCAUGGGUUACUUUCACAUUCAGUGUAUCCAAAUCUCUGCUGCUGUUCAUUUAAACAGGUAUAGAUAUAUAUAUAUAUGAAAUUGCACACUUGCCUCUUCUUGCUCAAAAAUGUAUCCGUGCUUUGUUGUUAGUACAUUUUUGAGAAGGACAACUGAAUAUGCAAUAGAACCGAAAGAUAAUCUAUCACCAUCACAUAACAAGAUGUGGUUGCUUCCUUCUUUUUUUUCCAGUAUAAGCUAUUUUCAUACAGUAGAUUCACAUUUAACUUUUAUCUCUGCAGGCCAGAUUUUCAGGAAACAGAUACACUUAGUCAGUUGUCGGUCUAUCAAGACUGCACAACAAAUGCCUAUUUGAUGUUUGACUACAAGGUGACCAAAGCAAGUACAGACAAAUUCAACAUAUGUCAGUGUAAACUAUGUAGCUCCUAAAAGACAAAUGUACAGUUCUUUGUUUCUUUUGUUUUUAAAACACAUUUUUUUACUCUAACAUGAUGGCUUUGGUCAAAUUGUGUAAUACUGUGAACAAGAUAUAGGAGUCAGUCUUUUUCACACACAAACUGUUUGUGAAAGUAAUCAACCAGCUUGAAUCUAAAAAAGGUUUGCACUACCCAAAUAUUGUUUGAAAAUCUAUUUUGUAUAAAACAUAUGCAGACAUUAACUUUUUGAGAAUUAUCAAGGCAGAUCAUGUUUCACUGGUAUAUGGUUUCUCAAAAAAAAAAAAAAUUGUUUUGCUUAAAAUUUUUUAAUAUGUACAUAUAAUCCAUUGUAAAGAAAAUGUGGUGUAUUUGUCUCCAAAUGAUAGUUUUUCUAUACCUACCCUCUGUAUUAUUUCUCCUCUGUAGUGUGACUCGAGUUGAUCUUUUCCUCCAUCGAUUAAAGGUCGAACUGUAUGUCUUUGUGUGGUACUUCUCUAAAAAACAAGGAACUGUAUGCUGAUAUUUGCCAUAUUAACUCCAUGAUUCUGAACAGUGGAAACGGUAAGCCCAUUGUAAGACACGUUUUCAUGAUCACACCGAGCACUUGUUCAUCAAAUAAAUACGCUUUCCCAUCCUGA